Messenger RNA from Loxodonta africana (African savanna elephant), 6817 nucleotides. It is a transcript of the gene DOCK1, whose product is annotated as dedicator of cytokinesis 1. Gene Ontology annotation, molecular function: small GTPase binding; guanyl-nucleotide exchange factor activity. Gene Ontology annotation, cellular component: cytoplasm; plasma membrane. The record is from RefSeq and is a predicted model, not a curated record. Gene Ontology annotation, biological process: cell migration; myoblast fusion; small GTPase-mediated signal transduction. Lineage: Eukaryota; Metazoa; Chordata; Mammalia; Proboscidea; Elephantidae. Bases 123 to 5777 code for a protein of 1884 amino acids. The transcript has 52 exons.
CCAUCCUGCCGCGGCUCGAAAGGAAUGGAAAAUGGCGGCCUAGGCGCGGAGUUUCCUGUCCGGCCAGCGGCGGCGGCUCUCGGCGGCGCGCGCCCCUGGGGUGCCAGGACCCGUGCGGCACUAUGACGCGCUGGGUGCCCACCAAGAGAGAGGAGAAAUAUGGCGUGGCUUUUUAUAACUAUGACGCCAGGGGAGCUGAUGAACUUUCUCUGCAAAUAGGUGACACGGUGCACAUCUUGGAAACAUAUGAAGGAUGGUACAGAGGCUACACCUUAAGAAAAAAAUCUAAGAAGGGUAUAUUUCCUGCUUCAUAUAUUCAUCUUAAAGAAGCGAUAGUCGAAGGAAAAGGGCAACAUGAAACAGUCAUUCCAAGUGACCUCCCACUCAUCCAGGAAGUCACCACGACGCUUCGGGAGUGGUCCACCAUCUGGAGACAGCUCUAUGUGCAAGAUAAUAGAGAGAUGUUCCGUAGUGUGCGGCACAUGAUCUACGACCUUAUUGAAUGGAGGUCACAGAUUCUUUCUGGAACUCUGCCCCAGGAUGAGCUCAAGGAGCUGAAGAAGAAGAUCACUGCCAAAAUUGACUAUGGAAACAGAAUUCUUGAUUUGGACCUGGUGGUGAGGGAUGAAGACGGGAAUAUCUUGGAUCCAGAGCUCACCAGCACAAUCAGUCUCUUCAGAGCUCACGAAAUAGCUUCUAAGCAAGUGGAAGAAAGACUACAAGAAGAGAAAUCCCAGAAGCAGAAUAUAGAUAUUAACAGACAAGCCAAGUUUGCCGCCACCCCUUCUUUUGCCUUGUUCGUCAACCUCAAGAAUGUGGUUUGUAAAAUAGGAGAAGAUGCGGAAGUGCUCAUGUCUCUCUAUGACCCUGUGGAGUCCAAAUUCAUCAGUGAAAACUAUCUGGUUCGCUGGUCAAGUUCAGGAUUACCUAAAGAUAUAGACAGAUUACAUAAUUUGCGAGCUGUUUUUACCGACCUUGGAAGCAAAGACCUGAAAAGGGACAAAAUCAGUUUUGUCUGUCAGAUCGUCCGCGUCGGGCGCAUGGAGCUGAGGGACAACAACACAAGGAAGCUGACCUCGGGCUUGCGGCGGCCUUUUGGAGUGGCUGUGAUGGAUGUGACAGAUAUAAUAAAUGGAAAACUGGAUGAUGAAGACAAACAACAUUUCAUUCCCUUUCAACCGCUCGCGUUGGACGACGCCAUCCGACACAAGCCGCUGAACAUGUCAUCCCGUUUUUCACCCAGGGUGGCAGGGGAGAAUGACUUCCUUCAGACCGUUAUAAACAAAGUGAUCGCAGCUAAAGAAGUCAACCACAAGGGACAGGGUUUAUGGGUGACGUUGAAAUUGCUUCCUGGAGAUAUCCAUCAGAUUCGAAAAGAGUUUCCUCACUUGGUGGACAGGACCACAGCCGUGGCCCGGAAGACGGGCUUCCCUGAGAUCAUCAUGCCUGGUGAUGUUCGAAAUGAUAUCUACGUGACAUUAGUUCAAGGAGAUUUUGAUAAAGGAAGCAAAACGACAGCCAAGAACGUCGAGGUUACAGUGUCUGUUUAUGAUGAAGAUGGAAAACGAUUGGAGCAUGUGAUUUUCCCGGGCGCUGGCGAUGAAGCUAUUUCAGAGUACAAAUCUGUGAUUUACUAUCAAGUGAAGCAACCCCGCUGGUUUGAGACCGUUAAGGUGGCCAUUCCCAUUGAAGAUGUCAACCGUAGUCACCUUCGGUUUACCUUCCGACACAGGUCAUCACAGGACUCUAAAGACAAAUCUGAGAAGAUAUUUGCACUUGCGUUUGUGAAGCUGAUGCGAUAUGAUGGGACCACGCUGAGGGAUGGGGAGCACGACCUCAUUGUCUAUAAGGCUGAAGCAAAAAAGCUGGAAGACGCCUCCACGUACCUGAGCCUGCCCUCCACGAAAGCUGAGUUGGAGGAGAAGGGGCACUCGGCCACGGGCAAGGGCAUGCAGAGCCUCGGAAGCUGCACCAUCAGCAAAGAUUCCUUCCAGAUUUCCACACUGGUGUGCUCCACCAAGCUCACUCAGAAUGUGGACCUUCUGGGGCUCCUGAAGUGGCGUUCUAACACCAACCUGCUGCAGCAGAACUUGAGGCAGCUGAUGAAGGUUGAUGGCGGUGAAGUGGUUAAGUUCCUUCAGGACACCUUGGAUGCGCUCUUUAACAUCAUGAUGGAGAACUCGGAGAGCGAAACUUUCGACACACUAGUAUUUGAUGCUCUGGUAUUUAUCAUUGGACUAAUUGCUGAUAGGAAAUUUCAACAUUUUAAUCCUGUUUUGGAAACCUACAUUAAGAAACACUUCAGUGCAACAUUAGCCUACACGAAGCUGACAAAAGUGUUAAGAAAUUACGUGGACAAUGCUGAGAAGCCGGGCAUAAAUGAGCAGCUGUAUAAGGCGAUGAAAGCCCUAGAAUACAUCUUCAAGUUCAUCGUGCGCUCCCGGAUACUGUUCAAUCAGUUGUAUGAAGACAAAGGAGAGGCCGACUUCAUGGAGUCCUUGCUGCAGCUGUUCCGAUCCAUCAACGACAUGAUGAGCAGUCUGUCAGAUCAGACAGUCAGAGUGAAGGGGGCAGCGCUGAAGUACUUGCCAACGAUUGUCAAUGACGUGAAGUUGGUAUUUGAUCCCAAAGAGCUCAGCAAAAUGUUUACUGAAUUCAUCCUCAAUGUUCCCCUGGGUUUGCUGACCAUUCAGAAGCUGUAUUGCUUGAUUGAAAUCAUUCACAGUGAUCUCUUCACACAGCAUGACUGCCGGGAGAUUCUGCUCCCCAUGAUGACGGAUCAGCUCAAGUACCACCUGGAGAGGCAGGAAGACCUGGAGGCCUGCUGCCAGCUGCUGAGCAACAUCCUGGAGGUGCUGUACCGGAAGGACGUGGGGCCUACGCAGCGGCACGUGCAGCUGAUCAUGGAGAAACUUCUCCGAACAGUGAACCGAACUGUGAUUUCCAUGGGGCGGGAUUCCGAGCUGAUCGGGAACUUUGUCGCUUGUAUGACAGCGAUUCUGCGACAAAUGGAAGAUUAUCAUUAUGCCCAUUUGAUCAAGACUUUUGGGAAAAUGAGGACAGACGUGGUGGAUUUUCUGAUGGAAACAUUCAUCAUGUUUAAGAAUCUCAUUGGGAAGAAUGUCUACCCUUCCGACUGGGUCAUAAUGAACAUGAUGCAGAAUAAAGUCUUCCUGCGGGCAAUUAGUCAGUAUGCAGAUAUGCUGAACAAAAAAUUUCUGGAUCAAGCCAACUUUGAGCUACAGCUCUGGAACAACUACUUCCACCUGGCUGUUGCCUUCCUGACCCAAGAGUCCUUGCAGCUGGAGAACUUUUCAAGUGCAAAGCGAGCCAAAAUCCUUAACAAGUAUGGCGACAUGAGGAGACAGAUUGGCUUUGAAAUCAGAGACAUGUGGUACAACCUGGGUCAACACAAGAUAAAGUUCAUUCCAGAAAUGGUCGGCCCAAUAUUGGAAAUGACGCUGAUUCCCGAGACGGAACUGCGAAAGGCCACUAUCCCCAUCUUUUUCGAUAUGAUGCAAUGUGAAUUCCACUCGACUCGAAGCUUCCAAAUGUUUGAAAAUGAGAUCAUCACCAAACUGGAUCAUGAAGUGGAAGGAGGCAGAGGGGAUGAACAGUACAAAGUGCUAUUUGAUAAAAUCCUCUUGGAGCACUGCAGGAAGCAUAAAUACCUCGCCAAAACAGGAGAAACUUUUGUAAAACUUGUUGUGCGUCUGAUGGAAAGACUUUUGGAUUAUAGAACCAUCAUGCAUGAUGAGAACAAAGAAAAUCGCAUGAGCUGUACUGUCAAUGUGCUGAACUUCUACAAAGAAAUUGAGAGAGAAGAAAUGUAUAUCAGGUAUUUGUACAAGUUGUGUGACCUGCACAAAGAGUGUGAUAACUACACGGAAGCCGCUUACACCUUGCUUCUGCACGCAAAGCUCCUUAAGUGGUCGGAGGAUGUGUGUGCUGCCCACCUCACCCAGCGGGAUGGCUACCAGGCGACGACGCAGGGACAGCUGAAGGAGCUGCUGUACCAGGAGAUUAUCCACUACUUUGACAAAGGCAAGAUGUGGGAGGAGGCCAUCGCCUUGGGCAAGGAACUGGCUGAACAGUAUGAAAACGAAAUGUUUGACUACGAACAACUGAGCCAGCUGCUGAAAAAACAGGCACAAUUUUAUGAAAACAUUGUUAAAGUGAUACGACCCAAGCCUGACUAUUUUGCCGUCGGCUACUACGGACAAGGAUUGCCCACGUUCCUUCGGGGGAAAGUUUUCAUUUACCGAGGGAAAGAGUACGAACGCCGGGAGGAUUUCGAAGCUCGGCUGUUAACUCAAUUCCCCAAUGCUGAGAAAAUGAAGACUACGUCUCCACCAGGCGACGAUAUUAAGAAUUCUCCUGGCCAGUAUAUUCAGUGCUUCACAGUAAAACCUAAACUCGAUUUGCCCCCUAAAUUUCACAGGCCAGUUUCGGAGCAAAUUGUGAGCUUUUACAGGGUGAACGAGGUGCAGCGAUUCGAAUAUUCUCGGCCAAUCCGGAAAGGAGAGAAAAACCCAGACAAUGAAUUUGCAAAUAUGUGGAUCGAAAGAACCAUAUACACAACGGCUUAUAAGCUACCAGGGAUUUUAAGGUGGUUCGAGGUCAAGUCUGUUUUCAUGGUGGAAAUCAGCCCCCUGGAGAACGCCAUCGAAACAAUGCAGCUGACCAAUGACAAGAUCCACAGCAUGGUACAGCAGCACCUCGACGACCCCAGCCUGCCCAUCAACCCGCUGUCCAUGCUCCUGAAUGGCAUCGUGGACCCUGCCGUCAUGGGCGGCUUCGCCAACUAUGAAAAGGCCUUCUUCACAGAGCGCUACCUGCAGGAGCACCCAGAGAGCCACGAGAAGAUCGAGAAGCUCAAGGACCUGAUUGCCUGGCAGAUACCAUUUUUGGCAGAAGGGAUCCGGAUUCAUGGCGAAAAGGUCACGGAAGCACUGAGACCGUUUCACGAGAGAAUGGAAGCCUGCUUCAAACAGCUGAAGGAAAAAGUGGAAAAGCAAUAUGGCGUCCGGACCAUGCCCUCAAGCCUGGAUGACAGAAGAGGCAGCCGCCCCCGGUCCAUGGUCCGGUCCUUCACGAUGCCUUCGUCCUCCCGGCCCCUAUCAGUGGCCUCCGUCUCCUCCUUGUCGUCCGACAGCACCCCUUCCAGGCCAGGCUCCGAUGGGUUUGUUCUGGAGCCUCUCCUGCCAAAGAAAAUGCACUCCCGGUCCCAGGACAAGCUGGACAAGGAUGAUGCAGAUAAGGAGAAGAAGGACAAGAAGAAGGAAAAAAGGAACAGCAGACACCAGGAGACAUUUGAUAAGGAAUUCAAGCCAGCCGAUGUCUCCUCGCAGCAGUCUGAGGCUGUGAUUCUGUCUGAAACGAUCAGCCCCCUGCGGCCCCAGAGACCCAAAAGCCAGGUCAUCAACCCUAUUGGAGGUGAGCGGCGCUUCUCAGUGUCUCCAUCUCCGCCAACCUCGCAGCAGGCACCGCCUCCCGUCACGCCGAGGGCCAAACUUAGCUUCAGCCUGCAGUCCAGUUUGGAGCUGAACGGAAUGACUGGGGUAGAAGUGGCCAAUGUCCCUCCGCCUCUGCCCCUCAAAGGCAGCACAGCGGAUUAUGGGAAUGUGAUGGAAAACCAGGACUUGGUGGGCUCGCCGCCGCCUCCACCCCCACACCAGAGGCAUCAGCCACCUCCACUGCCCAGCAAAACCCCACCGCCUCCGCCCCCAAAGACAACUCGAAAGCAGACAUCAGUGGACUCUGGGAUCGUGCAGUGACCACAGCAAAAUGCCUCGUCUUCCCUUCCCUUCUCCGUCAUCUUCUGUGUCUGGUGUUGACCUCCUCGGGCCCGCCAUAUCUAACAUUCAGAACCACUGUUUUCCUCACAGAAGUUCAGUCCUAACCAUCGAGUGAGCAGCCUUUAGCAGCAUGAAGCAGGGCUGGCCCAGAACUGGGAUGAGGGGUUGCGUGUCAAAGUCGGAGGCCUCUGAGAAUGUCUGUCUUGGGAGAGCCGAAGUCUUGCCCAGAAGUCCUUUCUGUUUGUGCCAAAUGACAUACAUUAGCAAGGUACCCAGUGAAGCUGAGUUUAGCCAAGUUGGGGAGGUUAGCUCAUCAUCCCAGAGAAGCUGUGUAGUAACUGAGUGCAGGAAUCCUCCUCCUCCUCUUUGCUGUUGGCCAAAACCCCAGCUUAAUCUCCCGGGAUGGCUUGUCAACCCCAUUGUUGCAACAGGUCCUGUGACUUUCUCUUGGUUGAGUAUAUCUUCAACCUCCAUCAGGCAAUUAAGGUCAGCCCUUUCAGGGAAGUUCCCGGUUUCUUUGGGUAUAAUUUAAAAUAGGACAUUCCUUAGCUACUGCACAGUUACUAAUUUAAGGAGUGGCAACAGCAUUAAAAAUACUGGAUCAAAUGGGAAAAAGAAAUAUGAGUAUAGGAAGAUAAAUUUCCUUUCCUCAUUAAAACAGAAUUUGUAUGCCACAAGAGACAGAUUUAAUUGGGUGAAUUCUUUUUGUCUUCAUUCUGUACAGAAGUUUGUAUAUAUGAUGGUUCUUAGAACUUGUUUUAAUUUUUGUGGUCUUUCCUUAUUGAAAUAGGCACCCACAAAUGAUUCUCAAUAUGUGUUCUUAAUUUUUUUAACUGCUGGAAAUGUAAAAGCUCCAAAGUCCUGAAACUGUUGGGCAAUGAUUUCAAAAACUAACUUUGUAUAACCUAAUAUUUUUAUCCUAUCGUCUAUAUUUUUUUAUUCACUAUAAUCGUGAUACCCCUAUAGUAGGCUCAGAAGUUAAUCAUUGACAAUGAAAAAUAAAAUGUUAUUUAAAAGGA